Leptidea sinapis is the source of this 2038-nucleotide messenger RNA. It is a transcript of the gene 128up, whose product is annotated as GTP-binding protein 128up. Gene Ontology annotation, biological process: cytoplasmic translation. Gene Ontology annotation, cellular component: cytoplasm. Bases 162 to 1265 code for a protein of 367 amino acids. The record is from RefSeq and is a predicted model, not a curated record. The transcript has 7 exons. Gene Ontology annotation, molecular function: GTPase activity; GTP binding. Lineage: Eukaryota; Metazoa; Arthropoda; Insecta; Lepidoptera; Pieridae.
CACUAUAGCUCAACUUUUAAAUUUUUAAUUUAUGUGCAACUUCUAAGUUUUACAAUAAUUAUUUUGUUUUUUUAGAUUCAAGAUCGUUCACUGAAAUAUAAUUUAUUAAACUAAGCAUAGUAAAUUAGCUUAGCGCAACUAAAUACAUAAAUCCCUACAAAAUGAGUACCAUAUUAGAAAAAAUCGCAGCAAUAGAGUCUGAGAUGGCUCGUACCCAAAAAAACAAAGCUACUGCUUUGCAUUUGGGUAUUUUGAAGGCAAGACUUGCUAAGCUAAGAAGAGAACUUAUCACACCUAAAGGUGGUGGUGCUGCAACUGGUGAAGGUUUUGAUGUGGCUAAAACUGGAGAUGCCCGUAUUGGAUUUGUCGGGUUUCCAUCAGUGGGAAAAUCAACAUUGCUCUCUAAUUUGGCUGGUGUCUAUUCUGAGGUGGCUGCUUAUGAGUUCACAACACUCACGACUGUACCUGGCUGUAUUAAAUACAAAGGUGCUAAAAUACAGUUGCUUGAUCUACCUGGAAUUAUUGAAGGUGCUAAAGAUGGCAAGGGUAGAGGUCGUCAAGUGAUAGCUGUAGCUCGUACAUGCAGUCUUAUAUUUAUUGUGCUAGAUGUAUUGAAACCGUUGCAACAUAAGAAGCUUCUGGAACAUGAGCUGGAAGGGUUCGGCUUAAGACUAAAUAAACAACCACCAAACAUAUACUUUAGGAAGAAAGAAAAGGGUGGUAUCAACUUGAAUACUACAUGCCCCCAGUCUGAACUAGAUUCUGAAACAGUUAAAACAAUACUAUCUGAAUACAAGAUCCAUAACGCUGAUAUUACAUUAAGGUUUGAUGCUACUAGUGAUGAUUUGAUUGAUGUUAUUGAGGGAAAUAGAAUUUAUGUACCGUGCAUCUAUUUAUUGAAUAAAAUUGACCAAAUAAGCAUAGAAGAGCUUGAUGUUAUUUAUAAAAUUCCUCACUGUGUCCCAAUAUCGGCUCAUCACAGGUGGAACUUUGAUGAUUUACUCGAGAAGAUGUGGGAAUAUUUGAAGUUGAUUAGAAUUUAUACAAAACCAAAAGGACAACUACCCGACUAUAAUUCACCUGUUGUUUUACAUGCAGAUAAAACAAGUGUAGAAGACUUUUGUAACAAAUUACAUAGGUCUAUUGUCAAGGAAUUCAAAUAUGCUUUAGUUUGGGGCUCAUCUGUGAAGCAUCAGCCGCAAAAAGUUGGUAUUGAACACGUUUUGGCAGACGAAGAUGUUGUGCAAAUUGUUAAGAAAGUUUAGGUCGAAUCAUAAUUAAUUGUUAAUUAAUAAUUUCGUGUUUUUUACUGUUUGCGUUUUUUUUCUUUGUAAUCUCAAUUAAUACUUUUAAACAACGUGGCGCUAAUAUGGCGAUAUUUAAUCAACACACGGGCAGAGGUACAUAACCGUAAUCAUAAGGAAAUACUUAUAAAUUAAAGUAAUUAAUUGAAAUUUUCAAACAAAGAAAUUAUACAUUUAGAAAACAAAAUUUUAAUCACCCUUACAUGGGCGCUAUUCACCUACGAGUUCUGACGGCUACGGCGCAGCUUGGAAGAAGUAGUUUCAGCUACGUUAGCUCGCGGCUACUAGAUUACUUACAGGAUGUUCCGAAAUGAUGUUAUGGAAAUUGCUUGAUUUAGGUGAAUCAUGUAUUUUUUUUUUAUUUUUUUUUUACGAGUAAGGUUAAGUAACUAUCCGUGUGUUCAUUUAAUGUCGCCAUUACAGCGCCGCACUGCAUUUUGUGUCCAAGACGUCCCCCAAUUAAAUACAAAUCUGAUUACUUACUUACCUUAAUAUUUCUAUGAAAAUUUGAAUCGGAUUUUGUUAACAAUUUAUUGAGUAUUAUUAUUUUUUGGUUAAUGACCCUGAUUAAUAUUUCUAUAAAUUAGUAGACGCCUAUAACUUUGCCUACACAAUAAUCGUAACUUUUUCUUUGUGAACGGAUUAUACAAACACAAAAGUUAAGUCCAUCAGUGAAAGCCGUCUAGAUGUUUGUAUGAUUAGUGUGCACAAAUAAACAGACAAAAAUUAUUAAA